Molecule: messenger RNA, 966 nt
Organism: Meriones unguiculatus (Mongolian gerbil)
Lineage: Eukaryota; Metazoa; Chordata; Mammalia; Rodentia; Muridae
Gene: Eif1b
Product: eukaryotic translation initiation factor 1B
Exons: 4
Coding region: 267-608 (113 amino acids)
Biological process (GO): translational initiation
Cellular component (GO): eukaryotic 43S preinitiation complex
Molecular function (GO): translation initiation factor activity; RNA binding; ribosomal small subunit binding
Source: RefSeq, a predicted model, not a curated record
GCUUAGCGCUCCGGGGCGGACGGGGCGUGCGUGUGGUCACGUGGCGGCGGCGCGCGUAGCUAAAUACGCGGCGCCGGCCAUUUUGUGCGAGAAGCCGCAGCGCCGCCUCUCUGCUCGCGCCGUGCCUCCGCCUCCGGGUCUCCCUGCGCCCCGGGCUUCCGCCGCUUCAUUGAUUUCCGUUUCUCGCCGCUGCAGCCUCCUGACACGGUGAUCCGGGCGGCCCCCGCAGGAAUUUUAUCUCCUCACCGGCCUCACACUAGUGUCGCAUGUCCACUAUCCAGAACCUCCAAUCUUUCGACCCCUUUGCUGAUGCAACUAAGGGUGACGACUUACUCCCGGCGGGGACUGAGGAUUACAUUCAUAUAAGAAUCCAGCAGCGGAACGGCAGGAAGACACUGACCACUGUGCAGGGCAUUGCGGACGACUAUGACAAAAAGAAACUUGUGAAGGCUUUCAAAAAGAAAUUUGCCUGUAACGGUACUGUGAUUGAGCACCCUGAAUACGGAGAGGUUAUUCAGCUUCAAGGUGACCAGAGGAAGAACAUUUGCCAGUUUCUUUUGGAGGUCGGCAUUGUCAAGGAAGAGCAGCUGAAGGUCCACGGAUUCUAAGAUGAGCCCCGGCAUGCGGCGAGUUUCUUAAGUGGUUUUGUUCUGUAACCCAGUUUGGCUGCCUCGGGAGAUGGUUCUCCACGGUAAACGACAGACUUUGUGUUUAUUUAGUCAUUCAGACUUCCACUCACACUUGCAUGGCUACAGAAAACACGGGGUAUGUAGGCCCCUGAGUCAUAAGAAAAUCGCAGUGAGAUGGGAGCGAAGCCCGAGUCCGUCCUAACAUGUUUCCAAUGGAAAAGCUUUUGUUCUGAGUGUUUAUUGUUCGGUUUUAUUUUCACUUGAUUAUUAAAUGUUGCUGUUGUUGUUGUAUUAAACCAUGUGUGUUGCAGCUUAACAAUAAAAAGAAAGUCUGUGA